AUGAAGUUCGUUACUUUGUUAUUAUUUUUCUUAGUGUCCACCUACGCAUCUAAGUUUCCAAGUAAACAAGAACUUGCGAAUACGGGAGACUUACCUCGAGUAACUAUGCUAAUCAGUAACAUAUCGAAAGAGGUAGAGGGAUAUUUACGUGGAGGUAACGGUAAUAUAAUGCCAGAUGAACUAUUUAAAACAUUAGUGGUAACGGACGAGUUCAAGCAGAUGAUACAGAGUUCCAAAAGGGAUAACAGAUUAGACCCGUUUGCAUUUGGCUUUAAAUCGUUCGAUAGAUUGAUAAAGAACGACAGCCUGUCGGCAUAUGUGAACGAGAAGAGAUCUAUAUCAGUUCCGGAUUGGGUAAAACCUGAUACGUUGAAGGAGUACACGUAUAUCAAGAAAUUUCGAUUGAGUACUUGGAGAACUUGGUUAGUAGAGAACUGGUAUGAAACGAAAGGCGCUUUUCUAGAUUCUGCUCUAAGUGUUGCGUAA
Debaryomyces tyrocola is the source of this 486-nucleotide messenger RNA. The record is from the annotation of a GenBank genome assembly. NCBI's taxonomy places the organism in Eukaryota, Fungi, Ascomycota, Pichiomycetes, Serinales, Debaryomycetaceae.